Molecule: messenger RNA, 1594 nt
Organism: Cercocebus atys (sooty mangabey)
Lineage: Eukaryota; Metazoa; Chordata; Mammalia; Primates; Cercopithecidae
Gene: IL18
Product: interleukin 18
Exons: 7
Coding region: 590-1171 (193 amino acids)
Biological process (GO): inflammatory response; immune response
Molecular function (GO): cytokine activity
Source: RefSeq, a predicted model, not a curated record
AUGAAGAGAGACAGAUGAGAAAAGAAGAUGCUUCUAAUGGACUAAGGAGGUGCUUUCUUAAAGUGUUUGUGUGUACUUCAGAAAGAGGUACAGGUUUUGGAAGGCGCAGAGGCCCAACUUUUACAGAAGAAAAGAUUUCAUGAAAAUAGUGAUAUUACAUUAAAAGAAAUACUCGUAUCCUCUGCCACUUUAUUUCAACUUCUAUUGCCCUAAGAAAGAGCCUGUUUGAAGGCGGGAACAAGGAGUGCCGGCAGCAGUCUCCUCCCUCCACCUUCUUCCUCAUUCUCUCCCGAGCCUGCUGAGCCCUUUGCUCCCCUGGCGACUGCCUGGACAGGCAGCAAGGAGUUGUCUCCCAGUGCGUUUUGCCCUCCUAGCUGCCAACUCUGGCUGCUAAAGCGGCUGCCACCUGCUACAGUCUGUUACACAGCCUCGGGAAGAGGAAAGGGACCUCGGACCUUCCAGAUUGCUUUCUCUAGCAAGAAACUGUCACAGGUUGAAGUGCAAUGGUGUGAUCUCAGCUCACUGCAACCGCACCCUCCUGGGUUCCAUCAAUUCACCCUCCCGAGUAGCUGGGACUACAGGAAUAAAGAUGGCUGCUGAACCAGCAGAAGACAAUUGCAUCAAUUUUGUGGCAAUGAAAUUUAUUGACAGUAUGCUUUACUUUAUAGCUGAAGAUGAUGAAAACCUGGAAUCAGAUUACUUUGGCAAGCUUGAAUCUAAAUUAUCAAUCAUAAGAAAUUUGAAUGACCAAGUUCUCUUCAUUGACCAAGGAAAUCGGCCCCUAUUUGAAGAUAUGACUGAUUCUGACUGUAGAGAUAAUGCACCCCGGACCAUAUUUAUUAUAAAUAUGUAUAAAGAUAGCCAGCCUAGAGGUAUGGCUGUAGCCAUCUCUGUGAAAUGUGAGAAAAUUUCAACUCUCUCCUGUGAGAACAGAAUUAUUUCCUUUAAGGAAAUGAAUCCUCCUGAUAACAUCAAGGAUGCGAAAAGUGACAUCAUAUUCUUUCAGAGAAGUGUCCCAGGACAUGAUAAUAAGAUGCAAUUUGAAUCUUCAUCAUACGAAGGAUACUUUCUAGCUUGUGAAAAAGAGAGAGACCUUUAUAAACUAAUUUUGAAAAAAAAGGAUGAAUUAGGGGAUAGAUCUAUAAUGUUUACUGUUCAAAACGAAGACUAGCUAUUAAAAUUUCAUGCUGGGCACGGUGGCUCACGCCUGUAAUCCCAGCCUCAGAGGUCAGGAGUUCAAGACCAGCCUGACCAACAUGGUGAAACUUCGUCUCUACUAAAAAUACAAAAAAUUAGCUGGGUGUGGUAACCCAUGCCCACAAUCCCAGCUACUCGAGAGGCUAAGGCAGGAGAAUCACUUGAACCCGGGAGGCAGAGGUUGUGGUGAGCCACAAAUGCGCCAUUGCACUCCAGCCUGGGCAACAAGAGCAAAACUCCAUCUAAAUAUAUACAUACAUACAUACAUACAUACAUACAUACAUACAUACAAAUUUCAUAAUGUAAACUGUCUGAAUUUUUAUGUUUAGAAAGAUUAUGAGAUUCUUAGUCUAUAAUUGUAAUGGUGAAACAAAAUAAAUACUGGUCUUGAAAAACA